AUGAGAGAGCUAAGGCCAUUGGUGCACCUUCUGUUGCCUCUGUGUGUGCAUUGGGUUGCUGAAGAAAUGACUGUUUCAGUUCUGGUCGACGUCACCACUAAUGCCCUUUGCCCGGGACAGAACACUUGCCCUCAAGCCAUCUACAUUAAUGGCAUCCAGCAAACUGUAGUCGGCAUAUUCAAGAUGAUAGUUCUUCCACUCUUGGGUCAGUUGGCGGAUGAGUACGGACGAAAACCAUUGCUUCUUAUCACUGUAUCCACCACAAUUGUUCCUUUCACUUUACUUGCCAUUGAUCAAUCAAAAGGAUCUGUGUAUGCUUAUUAUGCUAUCCGGACCAUUUCCUAUAUCAUAAGCCAAGGGAGCAUCUUUUGCAUUUCUGUUGCUUAUGCUGCAGAUGUUAUUGAUAACAGUAAAAGGGCUGCUGCCUUUAGUUGGAUCACAGGCCUUUUCUCCGCUUCACAUGUUGUAGGUAAUGCCUUAGCGCGUUUUCUUCCCGAAGGAUACAUAUUUGAGGUGUCAAUAGCUCUAUUGAUCUUUGUUCCUGUUUAUAUGGCACUUUUUCUGAAAGAAACAGUGGGACCAACUCAAAAAUCAGACCAGCACAUCUCUUUCUUUAACAAGGCAUUGGAUAUUGUUAAAGGAAGAUAUUAUGCAAUGAAGUAUGCUGUGCAUGUUGUUACCAGCAGUUCAACGCUUAAGCGCAUUUCUCUUGUUUCCUUCUUCUAUGAAUUGGGGAUGUCUGGCAUCAGCAGCGUCCUAUUGUAUUACUUGAAAUCAGUUUUUGGUUUCAACAAAAAUCAGUUGUCAGAAAUCUUGAUGAUGGUGGGGGUUGGCUCUAUUUUUUCUCAGAUGCUGGUGCUUCCUUUACUCAACCCGUUGGUUGGGGAGAAAUUGAUCUUGUGUGCAGCCUUGCUUGCUUCAAUUGCAUAUGUAACACAGGUGCCUUAUUUGAGCGCAUCAUUUGGAGUCAUUUAUAUCCUUGUCAAACCUUCCACUUAUGCAGUUAUAUCCAAAGGAUCAAACUCGUCAGAUCAGGGGAAAGCACAAGGCUUUGUUGCUGGUAUUCAAUCGGUUGCAAGUCUGCUUUCACCACUUGCAAUGAGUCCUCUCACAACAUGGUUUUUGUCCAGCAAUGCACCGUUCAACUGUAAAGGUUUCAGCAUCAUAUUUGCAUCUCUAAGCAUGGUUAUCUCACUGUGCUUCGCAUGGAUGCUAAAGUUAGAUCACAGGGAAGACAUUGAAACACCACUACUAUAA
Messenger RNA from Striga hermonthica, 1257 nucleotides. NCBI's taxonomy places the organism in Eukaryota, Viridiplantae, Streptophyta, Magnoliopsida, Lamiales, Orobanchaceae. The record is from the annotation of a GenBank genome assembly.